Messenger RNA from Halteromyces radiatus, 1428 nucleotides. Its product is annotated as nucleosome assembly protein-domain-containing protein. Bases 84 to 1268 code for a protein of 394 amino acids. Gene Ontology annotation, molecular function: chromatin binding; histone binding. Gene Ontology annotation, cellular component: nucleus; chromatin. Lineage: Eukaryota; Fungi; Mucoromycota; Mucoromycetes; Mucorales; Cunninghamellaceae. The transcript has 6 exons. Gene Ontology annotation, biological process: nucleosome assembly. The record is from RefSeq and is a predicted model, not a curated record.
UUUUUUUUUCCUAUUUUUUUUUUCUCUUCUUUUUUUUCCCUUCUUAUCACUUCUUUUAAUAGUCUCAUUCGAUUGAGUUCUUGAUGGAUCAGCAAUCAGCAUCCACUUUUUUAGAUAUCAAGAACACUUCAUCCUCAGCACCUACACCACAAAAUACACCUAUCAACGCAGCUCCAAUCACUUCAAGUUAUCGUCCUACUUUUAAUAGCAUAUCUGAAAAUAUGGAAACUCAAGGUACUCUUCUCGGUCGUGCAACAGAACGUAUUCAAUCACUUCCUACAAGUGUACAACGUCGACUUCAUGGUCUUAAGUAUUUCCAAAGCAAACAUGCCGAAUUAGAAGGAAAAUUCCAAGAAGAAGUGUUGGCUUUAGAAAAGAAAUAUUUGGCAUUGUAUCAACCUCUUUACAACAAACGAUCCGAAGUGAUUACCGGUAAAUACGAACCUACAGAAGAAGAAGUAACUUUGGGUAAAAAGGUGGCAGAUGAAGAAUUGGAACAACAACAACAACAACGACAAGAAGGAGAAGAACAAACGACAAAGAAAGAAGGAGAAGAUGACGAAGUGAUUGUCUCUGGUAUUCCUGAAUUCUGGUUGACCACUCUCAAGAACCAUCCUCAAAUCGGUGAAACUAUCUCUGAUCAAGAUGAAGCUGCUUUGAAGCAUUUGGUCGAUAUCCGUAUGCAAUACAUGGAAAAACCUGGAUUCCAAAUUGAAUUUGAGUUCUCUGAAAAUGAUUUCUUCCAAAAUACUAUCUUGACCAAGGCCUACUAUUAUCAAGAACAUGCUUAUGGUGGUGAUUUUGUUUAUGAUCAUGCUCAAGGUUGUGAAAUACAAUGGAAGGAAGGAAAGGAUUUGACUGUUACCGUUGAAACUAAGAAACAACGUCAUAAAGGUACCAACAAGACUCGUGUUGUGAAACGUACUGUACCUGCUGAUAGUUUCUUCCACUUCUUUAGUCCUCCUGUUUUCCCUGAUGAAUCUGAAGAAUUAGAUGAAGAAGAAGCUGAAGGUUUGGAUGCCAAGUUGGAAGCUGAUUACGAAAUGGGUGAAGAAUUCAAGGAUAAGAUCAUUCCUCAUGCUGUGGAUUACUUUACUGGAAAGGCUUUGGAAUAUGAAGAUUUUGAUGGUGAUGAUGACUUUGAAGAUGACUUUUAUGAUGAUGUAUCUGAAGAAGAUGAAGAUGAAGAUGAAGACGAUGAUGACGAUGAUGAUGAUGAUACUCAACCUGCCAAGGGUGAAAAUGCUCCUGAAUGCAAACAAUCUUAGAUUUAUAGCCAAAGCAUUGAUCUCUUAUUCUUUCUUUUAUUAUCCUCUCACUUAGUUUAUAUAGUAUAACUCUUUCUUUUUUAUAUUUUUAGUUUUUUUUUUUUUUCAGCAUUUGAAAUAAAUAAAAUAAAAGAAACAUGUAUAUUUUUUGAAAGCCUCA